AUGGAGAAAGUUGUUUAUGAGUGGUUUCUCCAAUACCAAGAUCGUGUGAACAUGUCUGGAGAGCUUAUUUUGCAAAAGGCAAAAGAUACAAUGAAGAUUCUAUACCCCCAACAAGAGUCUGAGCACCAAUUUUCUCAAGGUUGGCUUGAAAAAUUCAAACUACGACAUGGUAUCAAGUCUUUUCGUCGUUUUGGAGAAAGUGGUUCGGUUGAUGUACAAGACAUGGAGAAGAAAUUGGAAGCAAUCAGGGAAAAAAUAGAUAAAUUCCCUAUGAAAGAUGUUUUCAAUAUGGAUGAAACUGGUUUGUUUUACAGGUUACAAGCUGAUCAUUCUCUUGCUACGAAACAACUUGAAGGAAAAAAGCAAGACAAAGAAAGACUAACAGUUGUUAUUUGCUGCAAUGAGGAUGGGUCUGAAAAAAUUCCAUUAUGGAUUAUUGGAAAAUAUGCAAAGCCACGUUGUUUCAAGAAUGUCAACAUGAGUAGCUUGAAUUGUCACUAUCGUGCCAACAAAAGAGCUUGGAUGACAAGUGUGAUUUUUGAAGAAUAUAUCCGCUGGUUUGAUAGUAGAAUGCAUGGGAGGAGAGUCUUGUUUGUGGUAGAUAAUUGUCCAGCACAUCCAAAAAAUAUUGAAGGAUUACAGAAUGUUGAGCUCUUCUUCUUGCCACCCAAUAUGACAUCAAAAAUUCAACCUUGUGAUGCUGGAAUAAUAAGAGCUUUUAAGAUGCAUUAUCGUAGAAGAUUUUACCGUCAAGUUUUAGAAGGCUAUGAGUUGGGACAAUCUGAUCCAAGUAAGAUAAAUGUUCUGGAGGCUAUCAAUUUUGCGGUGUCAGCUUGGACCAUUAAUGUUCAUCAAGAUACAAUAGCAAAUUGUUUUCGACAUUGUAAAAUUCGUUCAGGAGAUGUCCUACCAAGGAAUUUAGAAGAUGAAUCAGUUGACAUUCGUGAACUUGAAGUUGUGAUUAAUAAUCUUGGUUAUCGGAAUAGAAUGGAUGUCAAUAGCCUACUCAGCUAUCCGGGUGAGAACGAUUCAUGCUCAGAAGUUCAAAGUCUAGAAGAAAUUGUGUCUACUGUUCUUAAUGGUGAAGAUGAAGUUGAAGAUGAUGAGGAAAGACAUGUGGAAGUAGUUACACGUAAGGAAGCAAUUGUGGCUUCGAGAACUCUUCACAACUUUUGGUUGCAUGUUGAGAACACACCACCAGAAAUUGUUGAUGCAAUAAGAAAAAUUCGAGAUGAGCUCCAACGAGAAUCAACCUUUCAGAAAAGACAAACUACAUUGGAGUCAUAUUUUACUAAACUGCCUUAG
Molecule: messenger RNA, 1305 nt
Organism: Microthlaspi erraticum
Lineage: Eukaryota; Viridiplantae; Streptophyta; Magnoliopsida; Brassicales; Brassicaceae
Source: the annotation of a GenBank genome assembly